Molecule: messenger RNA, 852 nt
Organism: Salvia splendens (bonfire salvia)
Lineage: Eukaryota; Viridiplantae; Streptophyta; Magnoliopsida; Lamiales; Lamiaceae
Exons: 4
Coding region: 1-852 (283 amino acids)
Biological process (GO): DNA integration
Molecular function (GO): nucleic acid binding
Source: RefSeq, a predicted model, not a curated record
AUGAGGGAGGAAGUCUUGAAGGAAGUUCUGAAACUACUGUCCUUGGGAAUCAUCUACUCGAUCCCAGACAAGUCGAGGAUAAAAGUGGUGAAGAAUGAAAAGAAUGAGCUUGUGCCCAAAGACUGUCAGAAGGAAGUGAGGGGAUUCUUGGGCCACGCAGGAUUCUACCGAAGGUUCAUCAAAGACUUUGCAAAAAUAGCACAUCCACUUACCCGCCUCCUGCAGAACGAUGUGGACUUCAUCUUCGACGAGGCAUGUCCAGGGGCCUUCCAACUUUUGAAGGACAAGCUCGUAUCAGCCCCUAUAAUCAGAGCUCCAGACAGGAAUCACCCCUUCGAGGCGAUGUGCGAGGCCAGCGACUACGCCGUCGGGAUAGGAGAAGGUGUUGCAGUAACCGGUCCAAGAGAUUCGGAUAAAGGGAAGUAUCAGCUGAAUGCAGAGCCAUGGUUUGCGGACCUGGCAAACUACUUAGUCACAGGAAAGCUGCCCAAUACACCAGAGAGUUCUCGGGCCCAGCGGAUGAAAAUUGGGAGUGAGGCUAAGUACUAUUUUUGGGAUGAUCCUUACCUCUGGAGGAUGGGUUCAGACCAGACCGGAGGAAUCUCCACUCGCGAUGAAAUGCCCCAGGUCCUAGUAAUCGUCUGUGAAGUGUUCGAUGUCUGGGGGAUGGACUUCAUGGGUCCAUUCCCGUCUUUCUAUGGAAAUUCUUACAUACUGGUGGCAGUAGAUUAUGUAUCGAAGUGGAUAGAGGCUAAGGCGACUGCCACAUGUGAAGCAAAUGAGGUCACGAAGUUCCUUAAGGCUAAUAUUUUCAGCCGAUAUGGAGUGCCGAGGGCAGUCAUUUCAGAAUAG